Molecule: messenger RNA, 1701 nt
Organism: Schistosoma guineensis
Lineage: Eukaryota; Metazoa; Platyhelminthes; Trematoda; Strigeidida; Schistosomatidae
Source: the annotation of a GenBank genome assembly
AUGGAUGUCUAUCGUAUAUAUCAAGCUGUUUUACGCUUACCAUAUGCUGUUUCAUUACUGAAUCAAUACACGGGAUCCAAACGAUCAACAGUUUACGAAUGUCUUAUAACACCUUUACAAAAAGCCACGGAUAACUUUAUUCUGUUUAAAGAUCUAGUGGAAUCCAACAUAGAUUUGGACUAUGUUAACCAACGAAAUGAGUUCAUUAUUCGUGCUGAUAAAGAUCCGUUGCUACAAGAAAUAAGGAAUAAAUUAGACAAUUUGGAGGAAAGAAUUCGGGAUGAAUUUAGACGUUGUGCAAAAAAGCUGAACUUGGAACAGAAUAAAUCUAUCAAGUUGGAAAGCAAUGAGCUACAUGGAUAUUUUAUGCGUGUCACACUCAAGGAUGAGAAAUGUUUAAGAGGAUUUGAAACAUUUGAAAUUUUGGACACACAAAAAGGUGGUGUACGUUUUCGUAAUAACCAAAUGACUUUAUUAAAUGAAACUUAUGCUGAAGUGAAACAAGAAUAUAAUGGAUUACAAGAAGUGGUUGUACAUCAAGUUGUUUGUGCCGCAGCUACUUAUUUAGAGCCUAUUAAUCAAUUGAAUUCAACCACUGCGUUUUUAGAUGUUAUUGUUAGCCUUUCUAUCGCAGCUAUCUCGUCUUCAGGCGUAUCGUAUAUUCGUCCGAAAAUUCUCUCUAAAGAUUAUGGUCAUAUUAUUUUAAAAGGAGCACGUCAUCCAUGUUUGGAAAUGCAAGAUCGAGUCAGUGUUAUUCCAAAUGAUGUACAUCUUGAACGUGGUAAACAAAUAUUCCUAAUUAUUACUGGUCCGAAUAUGGGUGGCAAGUCAACUUUUAUACAUAGUGUUGCCGUUAUUGUUGCUAUGGCCCAAAUUGGCAGCUUUGUUCCGUGUUCAUACGCAGAAAUUAUGCCAGUCGAUGCUAUCAUGGCACGUGUUGGUGCGGCUGAUUAUCAAUGUCGUGGUGUUUCUACAUUUUUAGCAGAAAUGCUUGAAACUUCAGCUGUUUUACGAUCGGUCACGCCAAAUUCACUUGUCAUUAUUGAUGAAUUAGGACGUGGCACAUCAACGUAUGAUGGAUUUGGACUAGCAUGGGCAGUCGCUUCAUUUUUAGCUAGUCCUGAAGUUGGUUGUUUCGGUUUAUUUGCCACACAUUUUCAUGAAUUAACCAGUUUAGCAAAUUAUAUGCCCAAGCGUGUAGCUAAUCUACGAGUUUUAUGCAAUGUAUCAAACACUAAGGGAAUCGUUGAAGAUGAAGAGUCUGAGACAAAAGUUACCAUGUUGUAUAAAGUUGAGCCAGGUGUAUGCAGUCGUAGUUAUGGUCUAGACGUUGCUCGUCUUGCAGGCCUACCUAUGGAAGUAAUUAAACAAGCUGAACACCAAGCAUCUAAAGAUGAAGAGCUUGAAUCAAUUUGGUUGAAAUUAGAUAAAAAAUGCUCUACCAUAUAUGAAGAUGAACUAGACUUUGUUCAUGACUCUCCAGCUGUAUCAAUCGCCAGUGAAUUAUGUCCACGUCUUAUCGCAAUGCUGGAUCACGUCAUAAAAGAAGUUGAACUAAAUAAGAAUUUAUCAAUUAAUAUGAUUAGUUCGACAGUUGCUCAUUUGACGCGUGAACUUUUACUAGAGAAACCAAAUAAUUUACCAAGUGAUUACUUAUUAAAUUUGGUCAAAAAUAAACUAGAAAACAAUAAGAAAAUAUAG